Molecule: messenger RNA, 4710 nt
Organism: Mus caroli (Ryukyu mouse)
Lineage: Eukaryota; Metazoa; Chordata; Mammalia; Rodentia; Muridae
Gene: Mgat3
Product: beta-1,4-mannosyl-glycoprotein 4-beta-N-acetylglucosaminyltransferase
Biological process (GO): N-acetylglucosamine metabolic process
Cellular component (GO): membrane
Molecular function (GO): beta-1,4-mannosylglycoprotein 4-beta-N-acetylglucosaminyltransferase activity
Source: RefSeq, a predicted model, not a curated record
GGGCCCGGGCCGCGCUGCCUGCGAUGCCGGGCGCCCGCCGCAGCCGUCGCCGCCGGAGCCCGGGAUGGGGCGAGGAGAGGCUGCGGCGGACGCCAGCAUCUCCCCGCCGGGGACCCCGGGGGCCCCGGAUCCGCCGCCGCCGCUGCUGCUGCCGCCGCUGCUGAGACCCAGCGGGCGAUGGGAUGAAGAUGAGACGCUACAAGCUCUUUCUCAUGUUCUGUAUGGCUGGCCUGUGCCUCAUAUCCUUCCUGCACUUCUUUAAGACCUUAUCCUAUGUCACCUUCCCGAGAGAACUGGCCUCCCUCAGCCCUAACCUCGUAUCCAGCUUCUUCUGGAACAAUGCCCCUGUCACUCCCCAGGCCAGUCCGGAGCCGGGUGGCCCCGACCUAUUGCGGACACCCCUCUACUCCCACUCUCCCCUGCUCCAGCCACUGUCCCCGAGCAAGGCCACAGAGGAACUGCACCGGGUGGACUUCGUGUUGCCGGAGGACACCACGGAGUAUUUUGUGCGCACCAAAGCUGGUGGUGUGUGCUUCAAACCAGGUACCAGGAUGCUGGAGAAACCUUCGCCAGGGCGGACAGAGGAGAAGCCCGAAGUGGCUGAGGGCUCCUCAGCCCGGGGUCCUGCUCGGAGGCCCACGAGGCACGUGUUGAGUACGCGGGAGCGCCUGGGCAGCCGGGGUACUAGGCGCAAGUGGGUUGAGUGUGUGUGUCUGCCAGGCUGGCACGGGCCCAGCUGCGGGGUGCCCACGGUGGUGCAGUAUUCCAACCUGCCCACCAAGGAACGCCUGGUACCCAGGGAGGUGCCGAGGCGGGUUAUCAACGCCAUCAACAUCAACCACGAGUUCGACCUGCUGGAUGUGCGCUUCCAUGAGCUGGGAGAUGUCGUGGACGCCUUCGUGGUCUGCGAAUCUAAUUUUACCGCCUACGGGGAGCCUCGGCCGCUCAAGUUCCGAGAGAUGCUGACCAAUGGCACCUUCGAGUACAUCCGCCACAAGGUGCUCUAUGUCUUCCUGGACCACUUCCCACCUGGUGGCCGUCAGGACGGCUGGAUUGCGGAUGACUACCUGCGCACCUUCCUCACCCAGGAUGGCGUCUCCCGCCUGCGCAACCUGCGGCCCGAUGACGUCUUUAUCAUCGACGAUGCGGACGAGAUCCCUGCGCGUGAUGGUGUGCUGUUCCUCAAACUCUACGAUGGCUGGACAGAGCCCUUCGCCUUCCACAUGCGGAAGUCCCUGUAUGGUUUCUUCUGGAAACAGCCGGGCACACUGGAGGUGGUGUCAGGCUGCACCAUGGACAUGCUGCAGACCGUGUAUGGGCUGGAUGGCAUCCGCCUGCGCCGCCGCCAGUACUACACCAUGCCCAACUUCCGGCAGUAUGAGAACCGCACCGGCCACAUCCUAGUGCAGUGGUCUCUCGGCAGCCCCCUGCACUUCGCGGGCUGGCAUUGCUCCUGGUGCUUCACACCCGAGGGCAUCUACUUUAAACUCGUGUCGGCCCAGAAUGGCGACUUCCCCCGCUGGGGUGACUAUGAGGACAAGAGGGACCUCAAUUACAUCCGCAGCUUGAUCCGCACUGGGGGAUGGUUCGACGGCACGCAGCAGGAGUACCCUCCUGCGGACCCCAGUGAGCACAUGUAUGCUCCUAAAUACCUGCUCAAGAACUAUGACCAGUUCCGCUACUUGCUGGAAAAUCCCUACCGGGAGCCCAAGAGCAAUGUAGAGGGUGGGCGCCGGAACCAGGGCUCAGAUGGAAGGCCAUCUGCUGUCAGGGGCAAGUUGGAUACAGUGGAGGGCUAGGGCUGUGCAAUUUCACUGGGCUGGGUAGGCUGAAAUAAUGGCUAAGCCAGUGCUAUCUUUGGCCUCCUCGUUAUCCCGGGGCUCUUGAGAGAACCAGGAGUCCUUGUAGAUGGAUGGUCCUCUGUGCUCAGGCCUCUAGAAUUAAGGGUCAGGCCUUUCACCCUAAAACAGAAAAAAAUUAUUUUCUAGUAGAGAAGAGCAAGCCCAGACAUCUAUGCAGCAUUUUUAUUCCCAAGAGUGCUGUGGGAAAGAGGUGUUCCUGGAGGGCAUAAGGUGGUGUUCUGGGACUGGGAGUGCUAUGGAACUUCAGUCUAGUUAAAGAGAAGCCCACCGUUGACACCUGGGACUGUUGUCCAUUACAGGACAAGGAGGUAUACCAUGCCAGGGGUUCCCAGAAUCUUGUAAAUGAAUGCAUUUGGGUCCAGGAGCAAGAAGAGACAGUAGGGAGGGACUAGAAACUGUAUUUGCUCUUGAUGUGGGCCAAGAAGCUAGGGAAGCACCGGAAGGUACCCUGGAGAGAGCGCACUUGGCAGCUUCCUCAGACAUGCUGGACCCAAGGAAUGAGGUCCCGCAGGGCUGGGAGGAUGGGCCGUCAGUCCCAUUGCCUCUGUAAGAAGGCAUGCUGGGGGUGAUGUGAACUCUUCCUCUGGUCCCAAAUGUACCCUUGACAGCUAUUCUCACUUUUCCUCUUGCUGUCUUGUGGGAGCCACUUGCAAAGGACUCUAGGAGUCUAGUUUUUGGGGUGGGACAGGAGCUGGAGACCAUAAGGACAGCCAGUAUAGUAGGUGAGACAAGAGAAGGAGACUGACAGAGGCCUCUCCACGCCUCUCUCCCUCCCUAUCACUCUCUGCCGGCAUCCAGUCCCAUAUUACAGCAUCCCAGUUCUGUGCCACUCCACCCCCACGCCCAUAAGAGCAGGCUAGGGGCCAGGAAGGGACCACAAGGUUCUCCUGGGUCCAAGAAAGAACAUUAAGGUCAGUGGUAUAUCAACCCAUCCCUCUUAAAUUUGCCUUGUGGGUGGGGGGUACAGGAUGUAUUUCAGAAGAUGCUAAGCUGCUGUAGAAGUCCCUUGGCAACCAGCAAGCAAUUCAAAUAAGACCAGCUUGUUACUAAGUAAAUAGUCCAGGAAGAGAUGGUCCAAAGCCUGUUAGACAGUCAGCUUAGCUUCACAUACAGCUUCCAGGUCUGGAUAGAGGGGCUGCACCUGCUCGCAUGAUAAGAGGAGGAAGUGUGGACUCUUCCCUGUGAAGGGCAGGAGUCAGAUGUGUCUGUUGCUUCUGAUAGUGUCUUACUGGUCUGGACUUAGCUGCAUGGCUAUAGGUAGUUGCAAGGAAAACUGGGAAAUGUAGUUUUGAGCAGGACUGCCAUAUGCCUGCCUCCAUUUGAGAGUUCUGUAUUACUAGCGGCACCCUUAAGGAAGGGUACAAGUGAUUGCUCAUUACCCUGCUCUCUUCCUAUCUGCCCUGGGGUUGAGUUACAGUGGGGACUUGCAGGUGUAUGGGAAGAAUGGGUGCCUCUUCCUGAGGCCCUUGACCUUCCCUUGAUGCCAGUAUGCAGGGCUACCUGUGGAAUGGUCCGUGUUUGUGCGUGUAUGUAUAUUUAUGGGCAUGGGUGCAUGCUUGGUGUGUAUUGUACAUGUCUGUAUCCAUGUGUCCCUGUACAAAGAUGAUACUCACGUGUGGGUGUAGGAGCCUAAGCUUGGCUGUCCUCUUCCUUAGGACCUGGAUCUUAUAGUCUCAUCUCCUAUGGCUCCACGAGAUGCCCGAUACAGGAAGUCCUUGGGGGAACCUUGAAAGCAAGACUAGAAGGGAGUACAGGGUCUGUCUGUCUGUCUGUUUUUCAGUCUGAGGAAUGGAAUCUUCCUAGCUAUAUGGAUAUGCAGCUGAGAGCCCACCACUCCCUCAGCCCCUCUUGGCUCUCUACAUCCUUCUCCUGCCACCUCAGCAUCUCUUGGAUGUAGCUCUGUCUGGAGUAGUUUGCCACGUGGUGGCUGCUCUGACAAACAGGCAUGAAGGGCUCUAUGGCUUCUCUCCUCCCAUUGAGGAACACCCUCCAUGGAACCUCUCCUUCAAAGAGCCUUCCUCUCUAGUUCCUCUAGGGACUGAGAGGUGGUCACAGAAGUCAGGGCAUCCCAGGGACUGAUGGGUCCAUCUGAGCCAGGGCUCUCUCCUGAGAUGUCUGUGGAUGCUUCUGUGAUACCUACCCCCUUGAAUGAAAUCCUUACCCCACACUCUUGGUACCCUCAGCUGCUUCACUGAUAUCCUGUUCUAGGUAUUUCAGGGCUCCUGCCCACAAGUGACCAAUUCAGGGAGGGAGAAGGACCCUGGGAAAGCACAGGUCUGCUGGGCUGGCCUUCCUUCUCAGAUAGUACAAUAGUUUCAACUAGGCAGGAAGAGGCCUGGCCAUGGGCUGAGAGACCACCCUCAAGAGGUGGGAGCUAAAGAGUUUCACAUAUAACCACAGCAUACACUGGGAAGUUGAGGGGCAGGGGACCCAGGACCAUUCCCCCAAUAUGAAGAGAAACCGAAUUGAAUGUGAAUGUGGGCACAUUCUCCAGGAACCACUGGCCUGGGACCUCUAGACCCAAGGAAGCCUAUACUGGCGUCCAGCUGGCCUCAUUCACCCAGGGGUCACAGUGGUUAAAAGGGACAAGCUUGUUGAAGCUUUGGAAACAAAGGUAAGAUUCAGGGUGGGAAGAUAGGACUCACCCAAGCAGGAGGAAGGGCCCUGGGAAAUGUGUAAUUUAAGGACACCAAUAAUAAUAAUAAUAGUAUUAUUUUUUUUGUAAAUGAAAAUCAAUAUGUACAUUCUGAAAUCAUUUUCUCUGUAAAUGGUUGAAUUUCAUUUCACCCUUAAAGGGAUGCUUAAAGGAGAAGAUAAUAUUAAUAAUAAAACAGCUGAGAAGUCUGGA